Molecule: messenger RNA, 9696 nt
Organism: Amoebophrya sp. A25
Lineage: Eukaryota; Dinophyceae; Syndiniales; Amoebophryaceae
Source: the annotation of a GenBank genome assembly
AUCAAAGAGACGAAGAAUUUCGAAGAUCCUGUAGUUCUAACGACCAUAAAAAAAGAGCAAGAUGAUCGCGGAAGCGCGACCUCUAGGACCAGUCAGCCUAGAGAAAUUUUUCAGAUCCCGUGGGCGUCCAACGAUUUCCAAAGAUGGUCCGAGCUUUCGAACGAGCGCUCUGCUGACGACAUCAACCAGACGGCGAAUGAUGUCCCACCGCCACCUUCAGAGGAGCAUAUCGCGGCAGCGCACGGAGAAUACCUGACACCCUGGGAGCUGUGCGAGAUUUUAUGGAAGCUUGGACUCCUCCAGAGGCCCGACCUGUUCGAGUUCCAUCUGCGCCAUGAGCAUUUUUCUUCAGUCACCACCGGAAGCGUCUACUGUGGUUGCCCCGACGCCCUCUCUCCGGAGAAGCGGUCCUUCUAUGACUGGGUGGACCUGCGUAGACGCAAAUACUCUUUGGAAGUUCCCCUCUCGAGCGACCACGCGAAAUGGGGCAUUUUCGAUCACCACAACCAAAAUCAGCUUGAUCAUGUAGGAGUCCAGAACAACGAGAUGAAAGCGUUGCCGAGGCCGACGAAGCUCCUCAAGCCGGGACUGAUGCUCUCUGAGCCAGAUGGGGGCUGCCGGAACCGCGUCGAAGAGUGGCUCGUAGCCAGUAGCCGCCCCAAAGAGGACGAAAGGAGAAGCGCUUCGACCCAACAGAAAGUUAAGGCUCAAACAAUUUCAUCAUUUCCAAGUGUCAUUUUCUUUGCUUCCUUCGCUCGCAGGAAGUUGAGAAAUGGGCUGAAGGAAUGAAACAUACAUUUUGAGCUCUAAGAAAGGCAGAGGUGCUGCGGCACGACAAGAGGCCGCGAGCAACAAGAGGCCUUUUUCUGCAUUAGGUGGGUUCGACGAUCCAAGACAUAUCAGCACUGCGUAUAAUUUGCAAAGUGCUUCCUUCUCUUAAGGGCAGGCUAAAGGUGUUCCUGUUGCCGUUCGUUUUGCCAUUCUGAAGGGGGAAAGGCAUAGCGAACGGGGUAAACGAACACCAAGACGAGCCACCUAUCUUUAAUUCUCGUCUACAACUAGGGAAGCAGGGGAAGAUGAAAGGAAGUGUAGGGGAGGCGCUUUUUCUCCGCGAGACGUUGACGUGAGCGACAAUUCGAUGUCGCUUGCUUCAUCGUCGGACGACGAGGACCAGUGUGAGCGCUUCAUGGUAGACGCAAAUCAUGUUGGAUUUCUGAAGACACUAGAUACUAGAACUACACUGGGCGUGGAGGACGCGGCGACGGUCAAGCAACUAUCUACCUAUGGCCCUGGUCCCGGAAGAAAAGAAACCGCUGAUGCGAGCAAAACAAAAACUACAACAGCAGCAAGUAGGGCCACAGAUGAAAGUAGAAACGCGUCUGAUGCCAGCAUGAGGAGGACGGACGCACAGGAUGGAAUAGUUGUAGAGGCGUCGACCCGUGAUGAAGAACGAGCAGCACAGCUUGAAGCAGACUCCCAAGAAGCUGAGCAGUUAGCACAUGUUGCCGGGGAGGAGCAGUCUUAUUCGAUUCCCCGCGCCAAUCUAAGUGCGACGUCGGCGCCGCUCAUGUUAGAAAGGACGAGCAUGCGAGGAGAAGGCAACAAGAUCGAGCCAAAGAAGAGCGUUGCUGAUGUCGAUGGUGUCGGGAACGAGCUAGACGAGGGUGUCGGGAGAAGACACGAAGUGGAAGAGAUUCUGAACGAAGCCGCCCCCGUAGAUGAGUUGGGAGCCGACAGCCAGAAGGAGGGCGUCGAACGUGUGGAGCAGGAGGAGCGUUUUCACGAAAGGCCUGCGGAACGGCCAGCGAAUGUGGGCUACGCUGAUGAAGUGCGUCGCGACUUUGUGGAGGAUGCUGCUCGACGUAGUGCUGGCGCCGAUCCUCAGGAUGUUGCGCUACUGCUGUCAUCCCAAGCAGAUGCUGUGGACACAACGAUCAUCACACAGGAUGCGCUGGCUGAGGCAACCACAAGCACCCCAGCAACAACGACCGACACCGCUGCCGGGAAGCGCGUCCGCGGUGAGAAGCGUAGCAAGCGUGUUCACACGGCAACAGGGACUCGAACCGCGACAGGCAGUGCUGCGGCGUCUGCUUCAGUGUCCAAAGGAGGUCGUCAAAUUCCAAAGGACUCGUCACCCGCUAAGGCGCCUCAGAAAGGUCCACUUGUAGAUGGAGUUUCGGUAGCGCCAGCAACGAGACGUAGCAAGAAGAUGGGAAGUAAGCCGGGCAUUCGCCUCAGUGUCAAUACUGGGGAAAUUCUGCUGGUACAGCGCCCCAUACACCGCGAAGGCGAAGCAGAUCGGGGUCAGCAACCUUUGUUCUACGAAGGAGAUGAUGACGCAGCUGACGUUAAGGCUUUCACUAAUGCGUCCUUGACUGCUUUUUUGAAAAGUAUGAGGGAGUCUGUCAUUCACUGCGAUAUAAUUAGCCAUACUUUUCAGCGAUGCGGUUGAAAGAUGAACGGUGGAUAGCGCUAAUGACAGCAACCAGGAAAGAAGUGUCCACUUUUCUGCCCAGUCUUCGGAUACCGGGCAAGAGUCCACAAGUGAAAGCGGGCAUGGGGCCCAACGCGCUCCAUCCGUUCCAGCGGGUGAAGUUACGAAGGUUUUUAGAGAUAGACUUUAGGUAGCAGAAGUUUAGAUUUGAUUUAGAAUUUUUGGAGCAGCAGCAUCGGAGUCUGUACUUGCAACCUUGAUAUAUUAAUUUGAUUUGAUUAAUAUUAUAUAUUUGAUCAACAUAAUUUCGGGCUGUAAUUUUGGGAAGAAUCCACUGUAAGACCAGUGAACGGCGCUGCUCAAAUUCUGUAAGAGUUAAAAAAAAGGUACCUACCCUUCUAAUACGGAAAGUUUUGAUUUCUUUUUGGAGCAGCAGCAUCGGAGUCUGUACUUUUUGCCAUUACGCGAGAGCCAUGUGGCACAGAUGCGGGUGGUCUUUGUCGUGUGGACCGUUUUCGUCGAACCUUUGCUAUCCCGCAAGGAGCGGCUCCUGCUGAUGCUUCCGGAGGCCAAGCUGAGUCAGGUCUUGCGCUACAUUUUUCUGCGCGGCUUUCUGUCCGCCGGUUCUGAAAUGGUCCGUCGUGGAGAUCCAGCUCACAACUUCAAAGUCCUGGAUUAUUCCGCAGACUUCGUGCAGCAGCUGCUUGUGCAGACGCAGCCUGUACCACUGUCCCUACAAGUCCGAAAAACAAUCCGAUUCCGAAGUAGUAGUGGGAGAGAGUCGGACUCCUGUCCUGGUGCGGUUGGUUCUGGCCGUAGGAGCACGAUCCACAGAGAGAUAAGCGACGCCGCGGCGCUCCAUGAGGAAUUGACGUCAGCGGAAAAUCUGCCGAAGAACAUUACUCGGACAACUGGAGUUUUGUCGCGAAAAGUUGCAAGAUUUGAAAAGAAAGCGUCGGCGCCAGAAGGAAAAGCUAACAUUAUCCAAGCGAAUGGGCACACCCAAUACGAGCACAACUCUCUUAGUGAGCCACAGGACGACGCUGUUAGGGUCCCCUCGCCCUGCGAGGGCAUGCCAUUGUCGUCUCUGGCGGCGCAGCAGCCCGUUUUCUCGGAAGACACGUUAAGCGUUGGCCAUUUGUCGGCGAGGUCGUUCUUGUGUGCGCGAGAAUCCACCGAGACUGCGAACAGAAUACGCUGGAUAAGCUUAGCGUCGCCCGACAGUCAUAGCCGGCCCCUUAGUUCGAUUGUGCAGCAUCGAGCUUCGCUGCUGGCGCUGUGCGUGAAGUACCAGAUUCAUCCCCUAGCGAUUGAGGAUGCACUAUCUCUGACGGAGGAGGCCCCAACGGGGCGAGUUACCAAAUAUGGUAAUCCUUUGCGCGAUCUUAUCCACGAGGAUAGCUUCUCUUUUGGCGAGUUCGGUCUUCCUGAAAGUGGCGCCAGACAUGUUGACUCGUCCAGACGGGGAAGUGUGCCGUUCUCGAUGGCAGCAGACAAUCAUACAGCAGCACGUGAAAAAGGAAAAAGGGGCGAGGGGGAGGCAAACUCAAUGGGCGACAUAGAGACGCCAGGACCUCCCGAGGGCUUCACGUUGCCGUCGGUGCGGCUGGCGAUGUCUACUAUGGGUAACGCAGGCCCAACUCCUGCUUCAUCUCGCGGACGAAAUUCUUACAAUUCUGCAGCUGUUCGUGGGCUCACUUCGGUGCCGGAUCUGCCGAACGCCGGCCGCCUGUCCUUCGUUGGUGGGCGGUCGUUUCCCAGUCGACGGGGCGGUGGAGCUGUGCUCUCCAUCACCGGUCGCAUUAACAGCCAACGACUGCCAGGGGGAGGAGGGGACCUUGGAGGGGUUGAGCCGUGGGCGAGGCGGUCAGAAAUGGGAGGGGCCUUACCCUUCGAUGCUCCGCUCCUUCUCCCACGAAUGUCCACCAUGAGCAGCAUGUCGCGCCUCACUACACAGCCUGGCGCUCGGAAUGCGGGCGGGAAUAGCCGGGGCGAUGCUCUAGUGUCAGCGUAUAGCGUCUCUCCGCUCUCACGCAGUAGCAUGGCGAGGGCCCCAGUCGGCAUGCUCCCGAAUGAAAGACCAGGAAAGCUCACUCAGGAAAAUUUAGUACCCUUUCCCUUUGGGAGUGAAUUUCAAAACUCGGGGGUUUUGCAGGCUGGAGGCCUAGACGCACAAAGGCAGUAUCGCCCCGAGGCGCCUGGUGGGGAGCAUUGGUUCAUUUCAAUUCCCCUUUUCAAGUUGAGCGACAACUCGCACCGGCGCAUGAACUCAGUGAUUGAAUAUGUGGAGGAAUCAAUAGAAGAAGAGCACGGCCGGCCGCGUCUCUCUUCAGUAAGUUCUCGACAAAGUGACAAAGCGAAUAGGCCCAAAAGCAUGAGGGGACGCGCGAACAGUGUGGCGCAGCGAAACAGGAUUCUUUCCGAAGCAGGGCGUCUCUCCACGUCAUCUGCAUCAAGUCUGAGCGCAGGUGGGGGUAUUCGGGCGCGUUCAACGCGCGAGGAGAGUGUUAUCACUCGCGCUGUUGCGGCGGUUGAGGAGUACGCAGGCCGCCUCCGGAACCGAAAAGGCGAGGGAGAUUUAGUGGGCCGAGAAUCAGGGCUCCGCAAUCGCACGAGCACUGCGAGAGGAAAGAAUCGGGUACGGCGUACGACGGAGAACCUGCGAAACGGGUACGUCCGACCUUCGGGCGUCUCCACUAUCGGAGCUUCGCUAGCUUCGAUGUUUGAUGGUUUGGCCCCGCGCGAAGAUGAGCACCAGAAGGGCAGUGACGGCGACGGCUUUGAGGAAACUGCGGAUCACGGGAGUAAUUCCCCAUUAUUCGAAAACAUACGAGAACUUGAGCCCGCGCGUCCACCAGAUCAGAAUAAAUCGGAAACAAGUGUGAGGAGUUCCUUGAGCGCAUUAGUGUCUUCACUUACCAACUCCAGUAUGUCCGGCAAGGAGAGCACAAAGAGCCCGGUGACGAUGGUGCCGCCAAAGGCCCGGCAGCACUUGCGGCUGAUGCCCAACAUCGGGAUCGAGAUUAAGGCGGCCACGAUGGGCAUCGUCGUAUCAGUUGCUCCACGUCCUGAUCUUGCUAUCACCAUCAGUACGCCGUGGCGCCCGACCAGGGUAAAUUUAACAGAUGAAGACCACACUGCCGCGCAACUGGACCAAUUGGUGGAGGAAGUUACUGCCGAGCUUAUCGCAGAGGAGGCAGCGCUGGAGCUGGAGCACAGGGCUUCGGUCACCGCAAGGAGGAAAACAGCUGAGCGGCAGGGAAGUGGUCGCGCCUCUUCUGAUUUGCUGGAAGCCUUUGCCAGAAGAAGAACCGACAAUAGGGCCCCAAAUUCGUCGCAUAUUGCCGAGCGGCAGUCCAGGGCGCUCUCUAGUCGUGACAACCAUAAUGGCAACGAAGAUCGCAACGCGACAGCCGGAGUUGGUAAUAUAGCCCUCGAUAGCAAUGGCGACACUGCCGACAGCGAUGGGCUUGACCACUUUCCCCCCGGGGAAGCGGAAGGAGGUGGCCUGAAAAAGAUGCCUGCCUCGCAAAGUUCGCCUUGGCAGACGCCUCCAGAAAAGGCUCGCCAGCGCAUGGCAACGCUCCGGAGAAAGCUCCAAGUGCUAAAAGGGUUGCGGAAGGGCGGCUUCGCUCAUGGCGCAGACUACAAUACGGCGGCAGCAGCCGAGAGCAUUCGUCGCAAGCUAAACUCUAAGCAACGACCCAAGGGGGCUCACGAGCUACCUGAGGGAGCGGAAGCACUGAGUGUUAAGGUUUUCGUUUCUUUGUUUACUUUCAGCGCCAACACUGAAUCCUCGAUCCACCUUCGUGUUGCUAAAUAGAGCAAGUCCGAGACGCAAAACAAAUGAGCUAAAAAGAACAGACAUGAACUAUGAUAAAAUGAGUAAGAAAGAGAAACAGACAGACACCAUUUAGCUUUUCUAAAAUGGACAAUGGUGAUGAGGGCUGGGACGAUGAGGGAGUAUCAUCAGCCGAGGACACGGAUGACGAGGUUAAAAAGCGCUUGCGCGCUGCAGUGAAAAAAGCGUACUUCGAAGAAGUAGAGGCGAUGGGAGAAGAGUCCUGUUUGUCGGACAAGGAGGAGGAAGUCGGGGGAGGUCUAACCGUAGAUGUGAAUAGGCUAAAGACCUACAGCCAGCAACCACGCGCUAGUCAAGCUACCGCAGCUCGGAGCAAGAUCCCGACGGAGGCUACCACUGGAGGCAAGCAAACGGCGCCCCGAAAACGCCCCUUCGUGGACCACAGCAAGAGUAAGUUUGUCGAACGCACCCUUUCAGGCCGAGCCGGAAUGAAGAGCGACAUUAAUGCGAUGAUAGAGCAGGAAGCCGAAGCAGACGGGCGCCCACAGAUACCCAAAGCGGAGGGUGAGGCUGCGUUCGGAGCCGCGGCUUCUACAACUCACACAUUAUUUUAUGGCCUUCUCGAAUGAAUCCAUCUCCAGAUGAAGCAUCUCUAAACCGUUCCAUAAUGAUUAAAUGGUGGAAAACUAGAUCCGAGAUGGGUAUGAAGAUGAAUUGGGUGAGCUCUAACUAUUGCACGAUCUGCAGUACCGCACCGGUACGGUGGGCACGGAGGAUCGGGAGUCAAUGGGGCUGGCCGAUGAGCAAGACGACAGAAUGGCGUUCGCGGAAUGGGGGCCGACGAACGAUGCUUAAGGCUAUUGCACUUCAUCCAUCCCUGUGCCUACGGAUCUCUCAAGCGUAAGCAGAGCCGACGCUACAUAGAGAGACCGCUUACUUAUUUCCAGGGAUGGACUAGGGAGAAUUUUUCUAAUACAAAGAUGCGAAGUCUCCAUCUGGGCCUGGGGCGCCCAGAGCAGACGAGCAGCAAGGGCAUCCGGCUUAUACGGGGGAAGGGCCCGCCGCGCAAAAAAAAUCGGGCAACAAGCAUGCCACCAAGGUGUAUCACCAACGAAGCGUUGCUGCGUUGAAGCGUGUGAAGGAAACGAUUUUGAAGGAGCACAGUGCGAUCCGUCACGGAGAUUCGCUGUGGUUGGUGUACAGCAUUCUGAAUUGUUGCGUCGAUAACUGCCUCCCGAUCGCCCACGCGUUUGAGCUGCAGCUCGCCACCACGGCGAGCCGCCUGCACGAUUUCCAGCACGCUUUGCCUGGAGACGAAGUGCAGAAUCUUUACCUGAUUGAAAGGCACCUGGCGUGGUUCGCGGGUGAGGUAGCGCCGCUCGACCGCGUUCUUAGGACACUGAUAGCGAUGGAGCACUUUAGGACCAGCGAAGUCAAGAGCUACCUAGAAGACGUCCAGGACGCACUCGGAGAAGUGAUCUCGAAAUUGCACGGCUAUAUGGCCGAAUGCGAAUCGCUGAGGCAGGAGCAUGGAAAUUAUGUGGACGGCAAUUUGAACAGGCUGCUCACUGCGCUCACGGUAAUCACGGCGCUCGCACUCCCUGCGACAUUGUUCAGCGCCUACUUCGGAAUGAGCUUUAUUGACCCGGACACGGGGGAGAACACCGUGGGCCUCGUCGCAAUGAAGCAUGGAAUUGUCGUGUAUUGGGGUUUGGUUCUCUUCGCCACCGUGUCGAUGCUCUUGUAUAUUCAGCACAAAUCGAAAGGGCAUGUCCGGCAGGAUUUACUCUUAAGCCUGGGGGCACUCCACUUAGUUACAACUAAUAAGAGAACAUAAGUACGCUCGAUGAUAUAUUUUUAUUCCUUCCUUCCUCAUAAAUCUUGUUGGUUACUUAAAUGAAUUAGAAUUUUUUGUACUAAAAAUGUGUCCUCCACCCGGACUGCAGCAGGGACUGUGGGUUAGUAGAGUAGUCAACUUCAAACCUUACACACAUCCCAUCAGCCGACCAAAGCCAACGCAUUGGCCCAAGACUAGGUAUAUGAGGACAGCUCUGGGCGCUUCUGCUCCCCAAUUGUCUCUCUUCGCCGGAAGUUGGAUACAUCCUCUAGCAGCAAAAGCAACUGAGCCUAUUUAUCAAAGCAUAUCAGUAUCUCACUCCUCUAAUACGUGACGAGGUGAGAGCGAUGGGAAAGGGCUCGCACUAAAGACCCCGUGGGUGCAGCCGAUUGCUGUUAUCGAGGAGGCGCGCAUGGUGGAGGUAAUGGAUGCGCACACGCAUGGCGGAGGUAAUGCUAAUGGAUGAGAACGCACACGAUGGAUUUACAGCAGACGCAGACUCUUGCCGAGUCUUCGAAGGUGCUAGCCCCUGCCGUGACAGUGCGCACGGAUCAUGAAAGCACGAACUAAAGAAGGCCUAGGCCAACAUGCGAAACAUGCAGGGGAAAAGCGGAGCAUCCUGGCUCUUCUAGACCAGCAGUUAAGUUUAUAGCAGGCAGCACUGCCGCUUGCGUCGAAGAUGGACACAGGAACCCAGAGUUUGGGCCCGGAGUGCUCAUGAGAACAUAUCGUUGGGGAGCAUUCCCAGAAUCCGUGUGGCUCAACAUGCGGAGGAUGGGAACUGGUAUGCUAUUGGUAGCCGACGUCUCUUUCCGUUGAAAGUGCUGGGCCUGGAAACAGCGAAAAAUACCCAUGUUAUGGCUACCGCUGAAGCGUUCCCAGCAUCAUGCAUGGCUCCGUUUUUACUUGAGAAAAGAGCCAAGGAUGAUCCCAGGGGUACGAAGGCGGAAGCGCUAACCACGUGGAGUGGAUGGAGGAGUUUGAUUCAAAACUCCGUCAGCACAUCGCAAUGGGGAAAGGUCGGGUGCAUGCCAGAGAUGAUGUGGAGUCCUAUUGAGAGAGAUUUGUGAUUGUGCGGUACUUGCGAUCGAAGAGCAGCUUGGAUCUUUACGAGUCAGCCGAUCAUGGGGAAGAGCGAGAUUCAGAGAAGUAUCUGCCCUUCAAACGUGUGCUGUGCAUUCCGCACCGGAACGGGAAGCGCAAGCUUCGUCUUCAAUAUCAUCCGGCUUUCAAGGCGAUAAGAAAGCACAUUUUCGGCAAUACGAAAGCGCGAACAGUGAGUUUCGACAUUCCUCGGCGAAGGGAGCUUCACUUUCCGGCGUUAAAGGUCUCUCUGUUGACAGUCCGUGUGACUAGACACGCAGUUGACGUGCUUGGACUUGACUACGACGACCUGAUUGAGAGCGCAGUCGCAAAGGUGCGGAACCGGAUGAUUCACCUGUGGAGCAAACACACCGAUGACUUCUCUUUUUGAUGCUGCCCAGCCUUCCGUGGGUGAGGGUGUGCAUCGAACUCGAAGUAUCUGUCAGGAUAUGCGUUUGCGUGUGUCUUCAACAGCAAUAAGUGUACUUACACAAGAGCAUCUGAAAAAACGUGUAACACGACUGUCGUGCAAAAGUUAGG